This is a messenger RNA of Cygnus olor (mute swan), 1837 nucleotides long. RefSeq names its product E3 ubiquitin-protein ligase TRIM39-like. NCBI's taxonomy places the organism in Eukaryota, Metazoa, Chordata, Aves, Anseriformes, Anatidae. Gene Ontology annotation, molecular function: zinc ion binding; protein binding. The record is from RefSeq and is a predicted model, not a curated record. The coding region runs from base 204 to 1718 and encodes 504 amino acids. The transcript has 8 exons.
GUCCUGGUGUCUGCAUGGUCACAUCCUGCCCUCCUUUAGGCUGCAAUCUGCUCCUAAAUGAGGGCUGAGGAUGCAAAGCUCUGGCAUUAGGGAGCUUGGUAUGAAAAAGACCUUGGAAAAAGAGAAAGGAAAGGGUUUUUGUGUGUGUUUUGCGUGUUUUUAUUUUCCUGCAGUCUGCGGGUUUGCAUUAUAGCUGGACAGAGAUGCUGGGGGAAAGUGGUGACACCCACAAGUUGUUCUUGCUGCUGAGUGCUCCCACCCAAAUAUUUCACGGCUCAGAGGCCACAGCCAUGGCCGAGUGCGACCCGCUGGAGAGCCUGCAGAAAGAAGCAUCUUGCUCCAUCUGCCUGGAUUAUUUCAGCGACCCCGUGUCCAUCAACUGCGGGCACAGCUUCUGCCGCGACUGCAUCACGCGAUGCUCGGGCAAAUCGGACCGGAGGUUCGCCUGCCCUCAGUGCCGUGGAAUCGCCCAGAAGAGAAAAUUUCGGCCAAACCGGGAACUGAGGAACCUGGCAGAGAUCGCCAAGAAGCUGAUCUCGAGGGUCGGGGACGCGGCCCGAGUGGGCGGCGUGUGCCCAAAGCACCAAGAGCCGCUCAAGCUCUUCUGCCAGGAGGACCAGACGGCCAUCUGCGUGGUCUGCGACCGGUCCCAGGCUCACCGCGCUCACACCGUGGCCCCCAUUGAAGAAGCUGCCCAGGAGUGCAAAGAACAUAUCCAAAGCAAACUGAAGAGCCUCAAGGAUGAGAGAGAGAGACUCCAAGGAUUAAAAGUGACAGGGGAGAAGAGAAGCCAGAAACAUCUGCAGCAGGCGAGAGCCGAGAGGUGGAAAAUCGUGUCGGUGUUCAAGCAGCUGCACCAGUUCCAGGACGAGCAGGAGCGGCUCCUCCUGAUGUGGCUGGAGGACACAGAGAAGGAGAUAGUGCAGACCCAGAGUGAGAAUGACAGGAGGAUCUCUGCCGAGAUCUCCCACCUGGGCAACCUCAUCCAGGAGCUGGAAGGGAUGAACCCCCAGCCGGAGAAUAAAUCCUUGCAGGAUGCCGGGAGUGCCUUGACCAGGUGUGACGCAAGGGCUUUCCAGCAUCUGACGGAGAAGUUUCCCCGAGUGGAAAGAAGCCUCAAGGAUUUAUCUCAGAAAAACAUCAUUCUGAAGGAAGCCCUGAGGAAAUUCAAAGAGAGUCUCCCGGUUGAACUGGAUGUGCAAUGGGCAAACGUGACUCUGGAUCCAGACACAGCAAACCCCCACCUUGUCCUCUCUGAGGACCGGAGGAGUGUGAGAUGGGACGAAACACCCCAGAAUUUGCCUGACAACCCACAGAGAUUUGACACCUACUGCUCGGUGCUGGGCCACGAAGGCUUCACAGCGGGGAGGCACUACUGGGAAGUGCAGCUGGGGAAUAGGGGAUUUUGGGCUGUGGGGGUGGCCAGACACUCGGCUUGGAGAAAGGGUUGGAUCAGCCUUGACCCUUCCCAGGGAAUUUGGGCUGUUGGCAUCUGUGGGGACAGGUUUCAAGCCUUCACCUCCUUUGAAACCGUUCAGCCUCUGAAUGGGAGGCCAAGGACUAUCCGGGUCUCUCUGGAUUACGACAAGGGACAUGUGGCUUUCUUCGACACUGAUAACGAGACCUUGGCUUUUGCUUUUACGCCGACUUCUUUCAACGGAGAGAAAAUCCUGCCUUUCUUCUGGGUUUGGGAGUCCAGGAUCCAGCUGGCUCCCUGAGACAGCAUGGACAGCAAGAUGGAAAUGUCGUGCUUUGGAGAAGGCUUUGCUUUGGUCUGGGAAACCACACUGUAUUUCAGAGCUCUGUGGCUGGUAGAGAAUAAAGUGAAGGGAACAAG